AUGAGAUGCGCCGCUUCCGCUCAACAGGCCGAAACCGCCGGCGCACCUCUACUGUCGUAUUCGCCAUCCUCCGUUGCGGGCCACCGCGCAUGCCAAUCCGCGCCUCUCCUCCGCCCGCGGAGCCUCCACCCUUCCGAAGUCGUCCCCGUCAACUUGAACCCUUCCCCCUCCCCGCCGCCUGCUCAAUCCCCGCCGGCGGCAGAAGAGUCAUCGCGCGCCACAGCCGCCUCGUCCGGAGAGUCCCGCAGCAGUAACUACGAUUCAUCGAGUUGCCACGACCUGUCGAAUUCCGCCGCAGCAGCCGCUGCCUAUUAUGACCCUUCGCAAUCCGCAGCCUACUACAAUUCGAGCUUCGACCCCCGAGCCUACCGCGAGUCGGACACGUCGAGUCUUUCCGCCGCCGCCGCGGCCGCGCAACAGCCGACGCCACCGCCGCCGAGCACGCACCAUGAAGCUCCUCAUGCCUCGCUCGGUGAUUUGCUGUCCAGUCAUCACUUUGACUGCCACAUCACGCUCUCGCAUCGCGCCGCCGUCCGCAGCAGGCAGCAUCAUCCGCCCGCGGUACACAUUUCCGAACCCCCCCUCCCCUAUGACGCGCGCAAAUCCCCCCGUCGCCGCGCGCAGCUCCGCGUAGCUGAACUCACGGAGCGGAGGGAGGCCGGCGGACCCAUGUCAGCAGUGAAUCAUUCCAACAUUCUGCGGUUGGAAGGUGUGGGGCUAGACGCGGAAGAGAAGCCGAUUCUCGUGUAUGGACUGAUCCCUGGAGGCGACGUCAAGAAUUUUCUCGCAAGAGUCCGCGGAAACGAAGCACGGUUUCCGUGGAAGGAUCAUGUGAGGGUUGCACUGGGCUGUGCCAAGGCACUAGCUGUCAUUUACGAAAACAUGUUCAUUCACCGCGAUUUCAAGUCGUCAAACGUGCUUCUACGAAAGGAUUUCACUCCAGUGUUGGCCAACUAUGGUUUGGCUCACACCAUAGAGGACUGGAAAACACACGUGUCGACCGCAGUGGUUGGCUCAAUCGAAUACAUUGACCCAAACUACUGGCAGACAGGACAAAUAUGCCAGUUAGCUGACACAUAUGCGUUUGGUGUGUUCCUUUUGGAGCUGAUUUCCAGCUAUUACCCCCUCAAUGGUAGGUUCAAAGAGCUGAGGAAGGAGAUGACCUACACUGAUUUUGACCCUUCUUGGGUCGAUCCUACCAUCGAGGGAGAACGUGUCGCUCACGCCACCUCCCGUUCCCAGAUAACUAGCGAGGCUGGGAAGGAUAGCGCGGAUGCGGACGAUUGUGUUUCUUCGAAGUACGCUAUCGAAGACGGUGAUAGGGAGGAUGGAAACGACGGCGAUGAGGUUGACGACGACGCAGCAUCCGAGAACCUUCCGAUAUCGCUCGUCGUAGCGGCUUUAUUUUUGGACACUAAAGGACAGUCGAGAGCGCUUAUUAAGAAGCUAUGUUCGUUUGACUCCGAUUUUUUCCACAGAAAGCUUCUAACUCUGCCCGGCGUCACUCGCACCGCGUCCUUUGUUAAACAAGGGAUCACCUGGCUACAGACGCACCUUUCCGUACCUGUAAUGAGUCACGCGGAUGCUUUCAGCGGGCAAUCUUAUAGCGCGGAUGCUCUCGCCAAGGGCGGUCGCUGCAAAAGGUCGCCGUGCGGGUCGUGCUGCGUGUCGAUGCCGAAGGACUCGCAUGAGCACGGAAACGCUGACUACUAUCUGCCGAACCGCGCCCGGUCCAGCAAGCAGGUGCUACCGCUCGUCGGCCUCGGAGCCGUCGCCAUCCUUGUGCUGCUCGUCCGCGGCGGGGUACCGGCUCGAACUCCCUUCCACCGCGGCAUCUUCCCUUUCCCAAAGCUCCCCACGGGUGCUACGGCAUCCGUCUACCAAUCAACGACUGCCGCGUGGCUGGACCUCACCGCCCUGUUCUUCCUCUUUUUCGGCACCGCCGCCUUGACGCGGUUCGCCAUAAUCCACCUGAUCCGGCGGCAUCCGCAUUUGAGCCUUCCACUCGCGGCGCUGCUUCCCGCCGAUCGCGGCGGCGGUGGUCGGGGUUCCGCGGGGAGGAGUGGGUGCGCGCCUGGGGGAUCUGUGUUCAUGCGUGACCUCUGCGGAAAAGCCGCCAAGAUGGGGCUCGGCGGAGGGUUCUGGCGCGCGGCGUGGUGGCAGGCGCAGCUUUCGCCUUCCCCGCGCGGGAGGCGCAGCUCCGCGCAGCUGGCGGAGCGAUUUUCCGCCACCAGCGGCACCAGCAAAGGCAUGUCAAAGUUUGGAGAUGCUGUAGACGACGCGUUAUGCCUUACUGUGAGGCGGUACACUAACGGGGAUAAAUACGAAGGCGAGACGCGUGACGGGGUAGCGUCCGGAAGCGGCGUGUACUAUUUCGACGAAGCUGCGGGGAAAUACGAAGGCGAAUGGGCGGACGGAAAAUACAGCGGGUUGGGUGUAGAAUCGUGGGAGAGUGGUAGCGUGUACCGAGGAGAGUACAAACGCGGAUACCGCGAGGGGCGGGGGCUGUACCAGUUCCACACGGGGGACGCGUAUGCGGGCGCGUGGGCGCGCGGGCAGAGCCACGGCGCGGGGCUGCAGAUGUGCGCGGAUGGGAGCACGUACGCGGGGCAGUUCUCGUACGGGCUGAAGCAUGGCUUUGGGAUCUACACCUUCAGAAACGGCGAUGUGUACGCGGGGGAGUAUUUCCGUGACGCCAUGCAUGGGUACGGUGUGUACACGUUCAGCAACGGGCAGAGCUACGAGGGCGCGUGGCACGACGGGUGCAAGCAGGGGCUGGGCCGAUACACCUUCCGCAAUGGAGAAUCCCUCAUGGGCCACUGGCACCUGGGAGCGCUGCUCACACGCUGCUGUGAUACUAGCACUGCAUCUGCUGCCCCCUCUGCCACCGCUACUGCUGUUGCCGGCUCGGUUCCAUCAGCUCCUUCUGCCGACUCUGCUGGAUCUUCUGAGUCUGUGUUUGAUGCGGUGUCUGACUCACUUUUGGACUGCGGCAGCUGGAGUGGGUCUUCAAGCCCGUUGCCACCGUCAGCCUUCUCAUCAGUAGUAUCAUCACCAUCAUUAUCAGCAGCAACGUCACCAUCAGCGAUGGCAUCGCCGUGUGGAGCCACAGCGGGCCAGUCCCCGGUCAAUGGGCGCCCUUUGGUGGACCCUGCUAAAGUCCUAGCAGCUGUUGAGGCUGCCAGGAGGGCAAAGAAGAGAGCAGAAACACUGUCAGGUUCAGAUGAGAGUUUGUCUGAAGUGGUGGCUGCAGCCAAUCAGGCGGCUGCUACUGCCAGGGAAGUAGCGGCAGAAGCAAGGGCGUUGGGGCCUCGGCCUGAAACCAAGAGUGACUUGCAAAGCAGUCUUCACUUGCCGUUCCCCAAGCGUACAAUUUUGUCGCACUUCGCCGAGCCGGACGCUAUUUUCCGUCGAAUUUUGACGGACCCUGAUCGCGGUGCAUUUGUUCCGUCAGGCAGCCGUCAAAUUCAGAGUAUUCUGAUUCGAUCGCUAGUCAUGAAGCUCACUGACGGCAUGGCAGCGCUGGUCACGGGAGCUGGCUCGGGAAUAGGACGAGCAGCUUCCCAGUUCCUGGCAGCCAAGGGGCUGCGGGUGACUGUUGUUGAUUUCUCAGAGGCAGGCGGGUUGGAAACGGUGCGGCUGAUUGGAGAGCAGACGGGGAGGCGAGAUGCCGCGAGAUUCGUCCAGUGUGACGUCAGCAAGCCUUCUGACCUGGCCCGUGCAUUCGCCGUGCACAUGCAAUGGUGCGGCCGUCUCGAUGUCUGCCUCAACAACGCAGGCAUAGGCGAGAAAGAAUGGUUCCUCAAGGACACGUCAGCAGACGGCAAGGGCUCCUGGCGCCACGUGUUGGACGUCAAUUUGAGAGCUGUUAUUGACGGCACUCGCCUUGCUGUGCACGCAAUGCAGCUGUCUGGGAAAGGUAGCAAGGGCGGCCCGAGAGGCGUGAUAGUGAACGUGGCAUCGGCAGCAGGGCUGUACCCCUCACCUAAUGGCCCCAUUUAUGCUGCAUCCAAAGCUGGAGUGGUCAUGUUCACACGUUCACUGGCUCAUCUUGCAGGGAGUGGCAUUCGCAUCAAUGCUCUUUGCCCUGAGUUCAUUCAAACCCCUCUGGUGACCCAGAUCACAGGGCAGGCGGCGAAGCAUUUCCCCAAGGUGGUCGCCUCGCUAGGGGGCUUCAUUCCGAUGGAAACCAUAAUGGAUGGCAUAGCUGAGUUGAUGGAGGACGAGAGGAGGGCGGGCGAGUGCAUGUGGAUCACCAACCGGCUGGGAAAGCAGUGGUGGCCGACUGAGGAGGAGAAGAGGCGCUACCUGGUGGCGGGCACACCUGGGGGAGGUGAUAGUAAAGGGGGUGACAACAAAGGAAGUGCCAGCAAAAGUGAUUCAAGAGGGGGUGAUGCAAGUGGUGGUGGAGGGGCAUUGGCGUUGGGUGCCAUGCCACGUGCAAGAAGGGGUGCUGGUUUGGGGGCAGCUGGUGGUGAAGCUUCUGGGAAGCAGCGUGUGGGUGUGGCGAGUGGCCUGCCUUUGACUUUCCAGAAGCUUGUGGUGCAGCGCCUCUCUUCAGACUUCAGGCAAGCGACCAGCAUCAUCGAGGCACCACUGCCACUGCCCGUGCCGGCAGGGAAGGUGCUGCUGCGAGUGCGAUACGCGGGGGUGAACGCCAGCGAUGUCAACUACUCAGCCGGCCGCUACGCAGGCAGCCCAGCAGAAGCAUCCCAGCAGCUUCCCUUCGACGCAGGCUUCGAGGCAGUGGGGGAGAUCGUCGCACUACCAGGCAGCACCACAGCUGGGUUUUUGGAAACAAGGAGCAAAGGGGGCCUGGCUGUGGGGCAGGCAGCAGCAGCGCUGGCGUAUGGUGCAUUCGCUGAGUAUAUGCUGGUUGAUGCGCGAUGGGUCAUUCCUGUGCCUGAUUGUUCCCCGCAAAUGGUGGCUCUGCUGACCAGUGGGCUCACUGCCUCCAUCGCUCUAUCUGAGUCGGGGCGCAUGGGUAGUGGAGAGACGGUGCUGGUGACAGCAGCAGCAGGAGGGACGGGCCAGUUUGCAGUGCAGUUGGCGAAGCUGGCAGGAAACAGGGUUGUAGCGACAUGUGGCAGUGAGAGCAAGGCAGCAGUGCUGAGGGAGCUUGGGGCAGAUGUGGUGGUUAACCACCGGACAGAGAAGGAUAUGGCCAAGGCACUGAAGAAAGCAUGUGGGCCGCAGGGAGCAGCAGUGGUGUUCGAAUCCGUGGGAGGAGAUAUGUUCGCAGCUGCACUGAAGGCGCUCGGCCGAUUUGGGAGGCUUAUUGUGAUUGGCAUGAUGUCUCAGUACACAGCGGGGCAGGAGGGGCAGUGGGUGAGCAAGGCCUAUCCUGGUCUGUGUGAGCGUCUACUGUCCAACUCUCAGACUUUGGUCGGCUUUUUCCUGCUGCACUACCCACAGCUGUGGCGCUCCCAUUUCACCAAGCUGGUCACCCUGUACCAAGCAGGCCUGCUCAAGGUGGCUCUGGAUCCGACGCCGUUCAAGGGCCUGCCUGCAGUGACGUCAGCAGUGGAGCACCUGCAAUCUGGGAGCAGCGUGGGCAAGGUUGUGGUAGAGAUAAGUCCAAAGAUGAUAUUCGGGAAGCGCAAGGACGACAAGGGGUUUGACAUCGAGUUCAGCAGCGAUGACAUCUCGUCCAUCCACACGGCGCACUCCAGCUCGGGGAAAUUCCUUGACAAGUACAGUCUAUCCGACAUGGAGGCAAUGUUGCAAGAGUUGGGGGUGAUGGCGAAGCUGAGGAAGAGAGGCCACCACGCGGUGAACAUAGAGCUGGAUCUUACAGACCCCUUUGUGCACAAGAUGCUCUGGACCACCCCAGCAGCCCCUGAGCCUCUCUGCGAGUGCGCCCUGCGAAUCCUCACAUCUACCUCCCUGCUGCAUGUGAGUGUGCUUGCUUCCAUCGAUUCAUAUGCUGUGAGGCCAAGCGAGGUGAUAGGCGAGGGGGCAGCAGUGCUCAAGGCGUGGGAGAGUGGCUUGGGCGAGUACCAUCCGCUCAAGCUGCUGCUGGUGGACUGGCUGCUGCUUCAGGACCCUCUGGCGCCCUGUGAUGAAACCUUGCUGCCUGGCCAACACAUGCCAGGUCUCGGGGUUGCGAUCGAAUUUGGCAACUUGCUCUAUCGCAUGGCGCAGGAGGGCGAGUUUGACGCGGUGGUGAAUCGUCCCCUGCACUUCCACAAUGCGGUCAUGUACGCCCCCACUGGCAACCGCUUCCUCAACCCGCAGGUGGAAGCGCGUUUUCGAGUACUGGUGCGGGACAUGGAGGCUGAUGUGCUGGCAAAGUCGCUUGCUGACGUGUCACACACCAUUCAGUGUGCUGGACUGCGACUCGCGAUUCCAACCACAACUGGUGGAACCAACACCACCAGCAGCACCACCGCCACCAGCACCACCAGCACCACCAGCACCACCAGCAUGCCAGAUGCCACCUCCCCCGUCGCAUCCUCAAACUCAGAUGCCACCUCCCCCAGCAGCACGUUAGAUACCACCUCCCCCAGGAGUCACGCGGUGAGAGUCAUCACCUGGACGGCUGAGGAGCAGGCCAAUCCCGUGUCAGACAGGAUGAAGGCCUUCCUGGCAUCAGAUUCCUACCUCUCAUUGGUGCAGCGUGACUCACACGGAAUAACAACCAAUGAGCAUCUGACACGUGCGCGCUCGAUGCUGGUCAACGGCCGGCGCGUCUCGCUCAGCAGCAGCGGCAGGGAGCUGGGGAAUGGGGGCAGUGGGAGGGAGCUGCUGGGGCAUGGGAGCAGAGGGAGUGGGAGGGAAGCGAAUGGUAGCAUUGGGAGGGAUGCAAAUGGAAGCUGUGGGAGGGAGGGUAGUUGCAAUGGCAGGGAUAUUGGGAACAACUGCAGCUGCCCCAGCUUGCAGAAUCAGCAGGGCAAUCCGUCCAAUGCAGAUACAGAUGUGGAUGUUUUGGCUGCUGGUGCUGCCCCCAACCGUGCCACUCCAGGUUCGGUGCAAAUCCUCUCUCCCCCCGUUGGCCGAACCACACCCACUGGAACAGGCACGGUUGGCCGGAUCACUCCCCCCCCACCGGGCUCUUUGGACGGUGACGUGGCGGUUCUAGCAGCAGCCAAUGGCGUUGCGCCACGUGGACUGCUGACGCCCCCUGUGAAUGGGGCUAUACAGGGGGAAGUGGGGGUUGAGGGGGACAUGGAGGGGGAGAGGAGAGGAGGGGUGGAUGCGGGGAGGGGUACAGAGGGGGGAAUGGAGGGGCAAGGGGAGAAGGAGGAGGAGGAGGUAGAGGAGGCAUUGAGAGGGUUUUUGCCGCCCCCACCACGAGAAAAGUGUUCCGAGCAGCUUCAGGCCAAGUUCAUCCGGUAUCUGGAGCUGAAGCGGGCCGGCAGGAGCAUCAACGACGCUUUACGGAACUCCAAGGGCUACCGCAACCCUGACUUCAUGCAGCAGGUCGUGAAGCAUGAGGGAAUAGACGAGCAUGGCUCCUGCUUUCCUAAGGACGUCUUUAAUCCCCUCGGCUUUGACCGAUCUGACUACUAUGACGCUCUUGUGGCGGAGCAGAGGAGGGAGAUGGAGCGGAAGGAGCAGGAGAGGAGGCAGAAGGGCGGGCAGAUCGAGUUUCAACGAGGGGGCACUGUGGUUCAGCUCAUUGCUGCUCCGCCUAAAGGAACUCAACCGGAUUCCGUAGCUGCUGCAGCAGCAGGAGGAGCAGUUGCUGUGUCCGGGCAACCCAUGGCAGCAGCAGGGGUGGGAGCAGCAGUGGGGGCAGUGGCGGCAGGAGGUGCCGCUGCUGCUGCCGUGGGAGCGGGCAUAGUGGGGUCGGCUCCUGGUGUCGUGCGGGGAGGCACUGUUGCUGCUGGUGGUGGGGAGGGGUUGACACGAGGCGGGAAGCGGAGCAAAUGGGACAAGGUACGGAUUGUUUGA
Closterium sp. Yama58-4 is the source of this 7896-nucleotide messenger RNA. NCBI's taxonomy places the organism in Eukaryota, Viridiplantae, Streptophyta, Zygnematophyceae, Desmidiales, Closteriaceae. The record is from the annotation of a GenBank genome assembly.